Linum trigynum is the source of this 1710-nucleotide messenger RNA. The record is from the annotation of a GenBank genome assembly. NCBI's taxonomy places the organism in Eukaryota, Viridiplantae, Streptophyta, Magnoliopsida, Malpighiales, Linaceae.
GUCUGACCUCUCUUUUCCCAUAACCUAAAACCCUCGAAACGAAAUAGCGAUCGCCAUGUCCGCCACCGCAGUCGCCAGGUCAGUCCUCCGUUUCACCGCCAUCAGGCCAGCCACCACCCGCCGAUUUCCUUCCAGAGCUAGGCCGGCGUUCUUCACUUUACCCUCCUCAAGGAGAACCCCUCCGCCUUCUCUUCGUAUUUCGAGGCCGAUGAGCUGUUUGGCUGACACAUUGCUUCCGUAUCACUCCGCCAACGCCUCCGCACUGAUCAAUUCGAAGCUCUCCGUCUCUCGCUGCGCUUAUGUCUGGACUCUCGAUGAUGGAUAAUUAGUUCUAUACCGUGAUAGAGAGUGUGCGCUAUCUUCGUUAUGUUUCAGAUGAGAUGGCGAGUUGUCGUUGAAGGCGUUUCAAGCGUUGAAUGACCAAAUUCAACUAUUCGAACUUCCUAUGUUUAUACAAUUCAAUCUGGUUUCCAACUAGAAUCUGAGUUUUGGAACAGUUGCCAAGUUUUAAUACUUGCUGAUGAAACUUGAGCUGCUUGUAUUCAUUCUCCUGUGAGAGGGAAGGAGUUGCAAUUUACUCAUCCUCAUGUUGAGGCAUUAUAUAUCAAGUUUGCAUCGAUCUAGGAAGAAUCAAUUACAGCCUCUGCUAGGAGCUAGCUAUGUUCCAGCAAAACUGGGAACUGGAAGCAUGCUGUUCAUAUCACUGUCCUCUGUCCAGUUUCUCAUGCCUAUGUCCGACGAUGCUGGUCUCUUUCUCUUGCUCUUAGCUGAACAGUCUCCCUUGACUCUUACCAUCAUCGAUCUGCCUUAACUCUACGGAUCGACACCGUGCCAAGAUGCUACUCAAUUCAGAUUUGGUCACAACGACACAGAGUACAUAGAUUCCUGCUGGAUCCCAAUCCUAGUUAUAACAUGCCAAUUGAAGUUUCAAUUACAAGAGCUGCUCGUGUGGAACGAAGACUAUCGUACUAUGAUGCACGCAAUAAGAAAGCGACGAAAGACCACAAAUAGUUAUAUGGAUACUUCAACCAUAGAUCGCCAGAGAUAUCGACUAAACAAUAGAGGAUCUACUAUUAACAGUUCUAACACCAAAUGUUACUCAAGGCAAGCUUAAAAUACCAGAGACUGAACCAAUUUCAGGGAGGUUCCAUAUACCAAACCCAGUAAAGAGUCAUAGCAUUAACAUCCCACAACACAAUGGAACAAAACCAGAAAACUUUGAUCAGGCCUCUAAAGACUUACAUAUCUCCACUUAAGCAAAAAACCCCAGAAAAACCAUUAAAAAAAACUCCAUCCCUAACAAGCACCACCCCUUGAAAAACAUCAGCUCUACUCAUCUGCAGCAACCGUCACCAGCUCAUACUCCACCAGCGACAUAUUGUUAUCAUCUUUUACCACGAAAUUAGCAGGUUCAGUGACUUCGAUGCGACCCCACUUGUCAACAGCUAGCCUCAUGGAACCUUUGAACAUGUCGAUCUUCGAGUUUCGGAUUAUGAUAGUGGUUUCAGGCUUCACCAAGUCAACUGCAGCAGGAACCCAAAGCAGAGAUCAGUUUGUGAAAAUGAGACUACAGCAAUCAGGAGAUCGGUAGCAAAAGCAUCCAUAUGGCUUUUCUUGCUAGAGGAGCAAAUAAAAACACAGACAAGAUAAACUCGCCACCCUAACAUCUAGAACAGACUGAUAUAGGAACACGCCAUUCGGAUUGAGACC